Molecule: messenger RNA, 5649 nt
Organism: Xiphias gladius (swordfish)
Lineage: Eukaryota; Metazoa; Chordata; Actinopteri; Istiophoriformes; Xiphiidae
Product: zinc finger protein 638-like
Exons: 26
Coding region: 525-5429 (1634 amino acids)
Cellular component (GO): nucleus
Molecular function (GO): zinc ion binding; RNA binding
Source: RefSeq, a predicted model, not a curated record
GAAAAAACUCGAGGCGGAAGUGUAUCUUGUUGUAGAUGAUGGCGGAAAACAGGCUUACCUUGACACUAAAGACUACGGACUGAAAAGGAAUCGAGACUUUACGGGAGGAAACCACAAACAAAAUGAGGAAUGAGCCAACUUGUUAUGAAAAAACCUCGCUGUGCACACAGACAGUAAUUCACACCUUGCUUCUACCCUUCGUUUGGAACUGAGUGCAACAUUCUCCCUUGCCAACAGCAUCAGAGGGAACCAUUUCAUAUUUGGACCUGUGGCUGGUGCUGCUGCAGUGACAGCUCUCCAUUCGGCUCAGAUUGAAUCUCAGUCCCAGAUUGCUCUCCAGCAGCUUGCCUCUCUAGCGACUAUAACUGUUGGCAACCAGUGUCACAACAACAACAGGUUUGCAGCAGGGUUACCUCCUCACCUGGCCCUCCUCAGUCUUCUCAGUAGACAAGAGGUGUCAGCUGUUUAAGACAGAUACGAACAGUAAAACCGACAAAACCACACAACCGUGUCUUCCUGCUGCCAUGUACCACCACCAUUCCCAACAACAAGGGCCACAGCCCUUCUCAAAUGGGCCCAGGCCUCAUCAUCAGCCUCAUCCAAGUCAACAUCAGAAUCGUACUUCCUCUGAUAUGCUGUCGCAGGUGAUGGGUUUCCAAUUUCCUCGUCCCACCCAGCUCCCUGAUGAGCUAGAGUCUGCUCUAGCUAUCCGAGGUGCCAGGGACAUGGACCACCGCCUCAUUGACCAUAUAAACCCACCGAACCAAGGCUCAGGUUCUGGGAUCAGUCAACAUGGAACCUACGCCUCUAAUCCAAUAACACUCACCUCUGAUAAUCAGCCGGCCCACCAGCAAGGAGUAGACUGGUCAAGCUACCAACCUCCAACUAAACUGUUUGCCAGUCCUCCACCUAGUGCUAGCCGACAACACCAGGGGCCUCAACAGCAGCCUGAGAGCAGCCACACUGGAACAAGCAUCCCAAGCUGGACUGCCUCUGUAAGUGACUCACCGUCAUCCCAAGCCCGGCAUCCCCCUAGUGGUGGAAGUGGAGGUGCUGGGGAUGGUCAGGUUUUGUAUACACCAGAGAGUGCAGGAAGUAUAUUGGCUAGUUUUGGGCUUUCAAAUGAUGACUUAGAAGUGUUGAGUCACUACCCUGAUGAUCAACUAACCCCAGAUACUUUACCAUUCAUACUGCGCGACAUCCAAAUCAACAAGUCAGGCAACCAGAAAACUGUGGCGUCCACUUCCUCAUCCUCGUUCUCACGCAGAGUCCAUGAUAUGCCCCUGCCACCUCCCCGCUCUUCACCAUUGACACGUUCACACUCCCCGGAUGUACCUAGCCUUCUUACUGUUACACAGACAGCAGGAAAAGUCAUUGACUAUGGUCAUGCCAGUCGGGCAAAGGACGAGAGUAGUACCAGAGAAACUUUCAAAAGAGAGCCGCUCUCCAAUGAAAGGACAGUUAAAAUGUACCCAUCUUUAUCAUCGUCUUCAUCAGCUCCAAAAGCAGAUAAAGCUGAAAGGCGACAGGUUAAUUUGGAACACACUGAACCAAGCAAACAUGGAGACCGGGACUAUCGAAGGACAAGUAGCGACCAUCGCAAGAGCAAUCGGUCACCUGGGAGAGAAUUACCACCACCAUCCAAAUCUCGUAAUCUAGACCGAGACUACAGGCAUGAAGGACCAAAACCAAGGCCUACAUCUGAAACCAGAAGUGAGGAUUCCUCGAGACGGUCUCUCUCCUCUUCAUCAGGCUCAAAACCACACAGCAGCAACAAGAAGUUACCUACCCCCACCAUGAUAAGUGAUUUCACAGCUGUGUCUCCAAAGGCUUAUCCCCAUAUCUGCUCCCUGUGCCACAUACAGUGUGGUCAGGAAAAGGACUGGGUUGACCAUAUUAACACUGUCAACCACACUGCUGCCUGCAGAGACCUGCGCAACAAGUACCCUAACUGGAAACCAAAUCUAUCAAGUCGGAGCGGACAAUGUGACAGCCGGGCUUUGUGGGAUUCCAAGGAUCACUCUCCAUCCCAUUCCGUGUCUCAAUCCCUCUCUCGUUCUCCUACCCCAAGUCCUCCUCCCAACAAACACAGGGUGGGCCCCUUCCCCCACAGGCCACAUGGGAAGCUUUACUCUCCUCACCAUCACCCUCGUUACCACCACCACUAUACAGAACACAGCCAUCGGUUGGAGCACCGCCACUCAGGCUCACACAGUCCCUCUCACUCACGUCGAAUUUCUUCAUCCUCCAGAGAGCAUCGGCCUGAGAAGAGGGACAGGGAGUCAUCAGGGGGUUCCUCUCGCAGUGGUGGGAAGCGUCCAUAUGAUGAUUCAACCAAGUGCUCCAGUGAAACCAGCCGGCAUCCAUCCUCCUCUAGGGCGGGUCACAACUUCAAACAUGGACAAUCACAGUCCAACAACAAAACUGUCAAGAGUGGGAUGAAGACUGGAACUAAGAUGCCUAAGAUGGCAAGUGCCAAGGGUGCUGACAUAUCUACCAAACCUCCACCAGCCAAGAAGAAGAAGAAAAUGGUGACCCAAGCCUCUCAGGACUGGUCUGUUGCAGAUCGUCUGGUUUAUCUCACAGGCAUUCCAAAUGAUGCCUCAGAGCAGGAAGUUACCGACUUGGUCGGAUCCUUUGGCAAGAUCAACAACGUGAUCCUCAUGCCAUGCUCUGAGGAAGAGAGCGAGAAGGGCGAAGGACAAAAGGCAUCUGUAUGCAUGGUGAAGGCUGAAGACGCCCAGGCACUGGCUAACUCCACAAAUCUUUCCAUCGGAGACCAGCAAAUCACUGCAUCAACAGCCAAGAAACCUGAAGGAGGGCAGUCUUCUGGUGCCAACAACAGCAAACAUGCUUCAGGACAGGAAAAGGGUGCUGCUGGGGAAGACUCAGGAGGUGAGGCUGAGCAGAAGACUUUUGAUGAGAAAGGCAUGGUGUUGAUCACAGGACUUCCUGAGAGCAGCUGGUUAGAGAGUGACAUCAUUAAGCUGAUCCAGCCCUUUGGAACUCCCUCUGACAUCAUCUUGGCAACACAAAUUGGAAAGGUACUUGUGUCAGUGCCAGACAUGGAGAUUGCACAAGAGAUAGUGAAAGUCCACACCUUCAUCCCUGCGAAGAUUAAAGACUCUGAGCUGAAGAUAAUCCAUCUCAAACAGCGUAUUGGCCUCAGAACACCGGUGGCUCUGUACAAUCUACUGAUGGGAUCAGUGGACCCAUUAGAAAGUCCUGUUCCAGUAGGCUGGAGCAGCCUCUUGGUGAUCAGUAAUGUUCCCAACACGCCGUCUGGCGCCUCUGAGGUCCAAAAACUGGUGCGACGCUUUGGUACCGUCAUCAGGACCCUAGUGCUUAACUAUAUGGUCAUUUGCGAAAUGGCAACUGCAGCCAUGGCCUUGUCCGUCUACAAACGCUUCCAUAUGUUUCCAUGCAUCAUCCAGAACAACCCUCUGUUCUUCUCCCGCAAGCCUGACCCCAAGGCCAACACACAGACAAAAGUAAUCUGUGCAUACCUUGAUUCAUCUGAGAAUACACCUACAAAUGGCAAGGGCAGCCAAAUAGCAGCAGCUGCAGACAAAGAGGAGACAGCACAUAAAGAGAAGUCUAAAUCUCCUUUGGAGGGGAUGGAAACAGAUGCUGUUGCGACAGAUGAGAAGACGAAGAGCACAGAAACGAUUAAAGACGAGAUCAAAAAAUUUGAGCUUACCAGUGCUGUUUCCAACGCUUCGGCUGCACCAGAAGCCAAACCGCAGGCAGUCUUGGAUAUAGACAUGAGAGAAACAUCCGCACUUAAAACUGUCAUAGAGAUAGCAGAAGAGAAUAAAAGAGUUAGUGCAUCCGAAGAAGGAAAUUACAUGACACCAGUUGGCGAAGAGAUAAAGUUAUCUAGCUCUGAUGGUAAAGCAGCUUCCAGGGAGAUGGUCAUGCCAGAGCUCCCGAAGGUUACUCAAGAAAUGGUUAAUGCAUUACUUGUGGAGUGCCGAACAAGAGCCGCCAGCAAUCCCAACAACAUAGCAGCUUCCACUGGUGGAGAAACGGGGGAAACACCAAUAGAGAUAGAGCAGGGUGAAAAAAAAGCAGCAGAGGAGACAAAAGAACUGGCCAAGAACCACACAGAUGAGGAUAUGAAGAAGCAGGAGAGAGAGAGAAAAGAGAGGGAGGUGAGAAAGGAGAAGGAGGUGAGGGAGAGAGAGAGGAAGGAAAGAGAGAGGAGGGAGUGGGAGAAGGAGGAGAGGGCUGAGAGGGAGUGGGAUGAAAGAGCCAGGAGAGAGAGGGAGAAGAGGGAGGAGGAAAGAAGGCAGUGGGAGAGGAGGGAAAGAGAGAGGAGGGAGAGAAAGAGAGCAUACGGUGAAGGUUUGUCAGGAUCAAAGUCGUCUUGCAGGUCAGAGGGAUACAAGCAGGGCUGCUGGAGGGAUGUGCAGUAUAACAACUCAGAGGCUGAGACCAAAAUGGUGGUGGUGGAGGAGGAGGAGUUCGAGUUCCCAUUCAACAUGAGUGACUUUGUGACAGUAGAUGAAGUAGGAGAUGUUACCAACCUUCCUCGCUCUCCUUCUCCUGUUGUUCCCAUGGAAACCACAGACGGAAGGCAGGAUGCUCCCACAUCUGUCCAACAAGACACUCCAGGGGACACACCCAUGGAGGUUGCCACAGAAACAACACUGUCGGAUGCCACAGUGAUCCAAGUGAAGUCUGUUGAGCAAAUAUCAGAGUCUGAAUCUAUGAGUGGGCCAACAGUUGAGUCAUCAGACAGUUUGGCAUUGUCAGCUUUAACAUCCAGUAUGGUCCUCACUGCUGCAGCAUCCCCCUUACCAGCCUCACAAAGUGACUCUUCUCCCGGCCAAACAAAUGUGUCAACAUGUCAACCAGAACCACCUGAGAUUGAAACCGAACUAAUAGCCACUCUGGACUCCACCCCAGGGGUUGAACGCUUUUCCAUGCCUGCCAAUGCAGCUUCAGGCAGCUCAUCUGAAGCUGCCCCAGCGGACUCCUCCUCAAACAGCCCAGCAAUAGUGGCAGUGACUGCAGAGAGUGAGGAAGAUAAGAAAGAAGACAAUGGUCUCAAUCACAGUCAGGCUAAGGAGGACGACAAAACAGAAGAACAGGAGAAGAUGCAGGAUCAAGAGGACAAAGGAAAGCAAGAGAUGUCUAAAGACCAAACAAAUGCAGAAGAGGGGAGAGUGAAGAAGAAAUUACAGACAAAAACUCCCAUGAGCACAGACUGCUUUCUCCCUCCUUUUGACCCCAGCAAUCCAGUUGGUAUGGAGUUCUUAGUCCCAAAGACAGGUUUCUUCUGUAAGGUGUGUAAUCGAUUCUUCAGCGGAAUCAAAGAAGCAGAGAUCAACCACUGCAAAACCGUAAAACACUACAAGAACCUACAGAAAUACUUGCAGACUAUGAAGACAGUGAAUGUGACUGCCAAACCUGACCUCAGCUGAAUGUGGCUAUGAAACUCUUGAUUGAAUUUUGCCAUUCCCCUCCUUUUGUACUGUCUCUUUAUUUCUCACUAAAGGUCCAGAUUCUCAUACAGGUGUAGAUUAGUCUCAUGUAUUGUCUCCAUUUAAAUAUAUGGUAUUGAUUUUUCUUGUACAAUUAAGUGAAAUUAGUUGAACUGUGCAGUGGAAGAUAGCAGCCUGUAAAACUGCACAUUCAAUAAAA